ACAGUUUAGUUUAGAAGGAGAUUAGGACAAAGUUAAAUUUUUCUAUGUAAAUUUUACAAAUAGUUUAUUCCAAAAUGAAGUUAAAGGAAAUUUUCGAGGUGCAGAAAGUCUACAAGGCAUUUUACACUGGUGGAACGGUUCAAUGGAGCACAGAUGGGCAGGAGUUCCUUUGCCAGAACUCCGGAGCUAUAAGUAUGGUGACGAUUGCGGAAAGCGACUCAACGGAGGAUUCGGUAACACUUGGUGACGACGAAGAUGUUAUCUAUACUUUUGCAUUGAGUAAGGAUAACCAGAGCAUAAUAUCUGCCCAUCGUUCCGGCCUUUUAAAGCUCUGGGACAAGCAAAAUAAGCAGGUUAGUAAAAUGUGGAAAGGCCUACACCAGGGCCCAAUCUCUAAACUAGAGUUCAGCGAGGAUGAUUCGUUAAUUGCUAGUGGCGGUUCCGAUACUUUGGUUCGAGUGUGGAACCCUAGAGAGCAAGUGUGUAAAGGAACGCUAAAAGGUUGUCAGGGUGUUAUUAAUUUGCUUGUAUUUCACCCGGACGCGGACAGCAAAACAUUACUGGCAGCGGGUGAUGAUGUUAAGAUCAAUGCUUGGAACUACGAAACUAGAGAAUUGACGAGGACCUUUUCCGGACACUUUUCCAAAGUCACUGCAAUUUCAUUUUCAGACGAUAAGAAAUAUAUGGUGUCUUCUGGAAGAGAUAAAAUAUUAAUUCUUUGGGAUUAUGACUCGCAGAAAGCUAUUAAAACAAUUCCUGUUUACGAAAGUCUGGAAAGUGUGGUUGUUUUACCGACGGGCAUUAAAUUUCAAGGACAAAAGCUUAGUACAGGAAAGAUUUACGCAGCAUGUGCAGGCGAAGAAGGUCUUAUCAAAGUGUGGGAAAUGACCGAAACUAAAAUAGUGUUCAAACAAACUAACAGUUUGGUCACCAAGUCAGUAGAAGACGGUGGAUUAGCCAUUACAAAUAUGUUGUUGAAUCGGAAUACUAAGCAGUUGGCUGUAAUCAGUGCAGACCACAACAUAAUUAUUCACAACAUGAAAUCAUUAGACUGCGUCAAACAGCUGGCUGGUUUUAGUGACGAAAUUCUGGAUUUAAUUUUGUUUGGUAAAAACAAUCGUUUUCUUGGAAUGGCCACUAAUAGUAACGAUUUUAAAAUAUACGAUACAAAUACAAUGAACUGUCAGCUAGUGAAAGGCCAUACGGAAAUCGUAUUGUCCCUUUCAGCAAACGAUCGGUAUAUUUUAUCGUCAUCUAAAGAUAAUUCAAUUCGAUUGUGGUCCUACGAUGCAAACAAAUUCCUAGUUCAGUGUGUGGCUAUUGGCUUGAAACAUACCAAUUCAGUAGGAAGCGUCUCACUCAGUAAGUUAUCCGGUAAAUUCUGCGUCAGUGUAAGCCAAGAUAAAUGUUUGAAAACUUGGAAAAUACCCGAAGAAUUUAACAACACAUCUGACGACAAAGAAAUAACCCGUUUGAACUGUUCUUUGACAGAACUUGCUCACGAGAAAGACAUUAAUAGUGUGUGCAUAUCGCCCAAUGAUCAGCUGAUAGCGACUGGAUCACAAGAUAAAACUGCAAAACUUUGGGAUGUUAACACUUUGCACUUGAUAGGUGUGUUCCGAGGACAUCGCCGAGGAAUCUGGGCCGUACGAUUUUCACCCGUAGAUCAAAUCCUAUUGACCAACGCUGCCGAUUGUUGCAUCAAAUUGUGGUCCUUGUCCGAUAUGACGUGUCUUAAAACUCUCGAAGGACAUGAGAGCUCUGUUUUACGGGCAGAAUUUCUUUCCAACGGAAUGCAGGUGUUAUCUGCAGGUGCUGAUGGACUACUAAAACUGUGGUCUAUCAAAACGUCUGAAUGUCUUCAAACCUUAGAUAAACAUGAAAGUCGAAUUUGGGCUAUAUGCAUUUCAGAAGAUGAAUCUGAAUUCUUCAGUGGCGGGUCGGAUUCACAGCUUAUAAAGUGGAAAGAUGUUACCGAUGAAAAACGUGAACAAGAACGUAACCAACGGAACGACAUGCUGCUUCAAGAACAAGAACUGACCAAUUUAGUGAACGACAAAAAACUUCUGAAAGCCCUGCGACUGUCGUUAAACCUAGACCGCCCUUUGAUGACUUUAAAAAUUAUUACUGCCGUCAUAAAAUCCCAGGAACAAGGAUUGUCCGCUACGAUACAAAAGCUGCGCGAUGAUCACAAGCAAACGUUGCUAAAGCAUGCCACCGAAUGGAACACAAACAGUAAAAACUGCCGGCCGGCUCAGCUAGUUUUAAACAUUUUACUGCAGGAAAUGCUGUCGGGUAGCUUCCAGGUGACCGAACUGAACAAGCAUCUGGAAGCGGCUCUUCCUUACACCGAGCGGCAUUUCAAACGGAUGACCGAGUAUGCAAAGGAUUUAAAGUUUAUUGAGUAUACACUACACUGUAUGCAACCGCACGCGGUUCCCCAGGAUGGGAGCAAUAAAAAACAACACUAA
Messenger RNA from Sabethes cyaneus, 2471 nucleotides. Its product is annotated as transducin beta-like protein 3. The coding region runs from base 75 to 2471 and encodes 798 amino acids. Gene Ontology annotation, cellular component: 90S preribosome; small-subunit processome; nucleolus. The record is from RefSeq and is a predicted model, not a curated record. Gene Ontology annotation, biological process: endonucleolytic cleavage in 5'-ETS of tricistronic rRNA transcript (SSU-rRNA, 5.8S rRNA, LSU-rRNA); endonucleolytic cleavage to generate mature 5'-end of SSU-rRNA from (SSU-rRNA, 5.8S rRNA, LSU-rRNA). The transcript is spliced from 2 exons. Lineage: Eukaryota; Metazoa; Arthropoda; Insecta; Diptera; Culicidae. Gene Ontology annotation, molecular function: protein binding; U3 snoRNA binding.